Cavenderia fasciculata is the source of this 513-nucleotide messenger RNA. RefSeq lists its product as uncharacterized. The transcript is spliced from 4 exons. NCBI's taxonomy places the organism in Eukaryota, Evosea, Eumycetozoa, Acytosteliales, Cavenderiaceae. Bases 1 to 513 code for a protein of 170 amino acids. The record is from RefSeq and is a predicted model, not a curated record.
AUGGACAUUAAAAUUAAUGAAAUUGAAAGUAAUUUAGAUCUUUCUUCAUUCAAAUCAAUUCCCAAAGAUAUUAAAUCUCUUGAUCCAUUUGAUUUGGAGAAUAGUCAGAUGGUAUCAACUGAAUUGGGAAUUGACCAACUUUUAAAGAUCAAGAAUCCGCUAGACCAAUUUGUUAUGAUCAAUGCCAAGUUUGGUGAUCCUCUGUCAGUCCCUGUCUAUCCAAACCAUACAUUCAAUAUCAAACCAAUAGCAGUGUACAAUCGAUAUAUUGAUUAUGUUACUCUGGGUCAACCUGAAACAUCAUACCCUACUUCCUAUUUUAAAGGUUUUUUUCCAGGAUCUGAAUUUCCUUCAGAAUUGGUUGAAAAAUGUGAUGCCGUGAACCAUAUUACCAAAUUAGGUGAAAUAUUUUCAACACCUGCAAGUAAUGUUCUCCAUGAACCUGUUCUUCCAUACGAUUGUAUAGAAUAUGUUAAAGGAAAAGGUGCUAGUCGUUGGAAAGAAGGGUUUUAA